Lathyrus oleraceus (garden pea) is the source of this 2454-nucleotide messenger RNA. RefSeq lists its product as uncharacterized. The transcript is spliced from 4 exons. The annotation marks the transcript as partial. Lineage: Eukaryota; Viridiplantae; Streptophyta; Magnoliopsida; Fabales; Fabaceae. The record is from RefSeq and is a predicted model, not a curated record. Gene Ontology annotation, molecular function: nucleic acid binding; zinc ion binding.
CAAAGAGAGAAUCCGCCGGUGUUUAAAGGGAAGCAUGAUCCAGAUGCAGCCUUGGGAUGGUUGAAAGAGAUCGAGAGAAUCUUCCGUGUUAUGGAUUGCACUCCAGCUCAGAAGGUUCGGUAUGGUACUCACAUGCUAGCAGUCGAAGCUGAUGACUGGGAAUUCAUGAGAAAGUAUUAUCCGGAAGAUGUCCGUGGUAAGAAAGAAAUUGAGUUCCUUGAACUGAAGCAAGGAAACAUGUCUGUCACUGAUUAUGCUGCAAAAUUUGUGGAGCUGUCCAAAUUUUAUCCUCAUUACACUGGUGCUGGUGCUGAAUUUUCAAAGUGCAUCAAGUUUGAGAACGGACUGCGCUCUGAAAUUAAGAAGGCUGUUGGGUAUCAGAAGAUACGCAUUUUUACUGAAUUGGUUGAUAGCUGCAGGAUAUUUGAAGAAGACAAUAAUGCUCAUUACAAGAUUGUCAGUGACCGCAGGGGCAAGCAACAUCAAAAUCGUGGCAAGCCGUAUGAUGCUCCAGUGGGAAAAGGGAAACAAGGAGCUGCUCCGGCUCAGAGGACUAGUAGGGGAGGUGAUCCUGCUGGUAUAGUUUGCUUCAAAUGUGGUCAGGCUGGUCAUAAGAGUAAUGUAUGCACUGCUGAAGUAAAGAGGUGUUUUCGCUGUGGUAAGACUGGCCAUGCAAUAGCUGAUUGCAAGCACAAGGAAAUGAUUUGUUUUAAUUGUGGCGAAGAAGGGCAUAUUGGAAGUCAAUGUCAGAAGCCAAAGAAAUCUCAAACUGGAAAGGUGUUCGCAUUGACCGGAACUCAAACCUCCAGUGAGGACAGACUUAUCCGAGGUACAUGUUUCAUAAAUGGUACUCCUUUAAUUACUAUUAUUGAUACCGGUGCUACACACUGUUUUAUUUCUGCUAACUGUGCUCGAAGACUGGGUUUAAAAUUGUCCGCUUUUGAUGGUGAAUUGAUUGUUGAGACCCCAGCUAAGGGAUCAAUAACUACUUCUUUGGUAUGUUUAAAAUGUCCUUUGUCGAUCUUCGAUAGAGAUUUCUAUGUUGAUUUAGUAUGUUUGCCGUUGGAUGGGAUGGAUGUAAUUCUUGGUAUGAACUGGUUAGAGUAUAAUUAUGUUCAUAUAAAUUGUCAUCAUAAGUCGGUAAGGUUUUCCACUCCUGAAGAGGAAGGAGUUGACUUAUUACCUUUCGGAGAAUUGCGAAAAUUGAUGAAAGAGGGAGCUCAGAUGUUUUCUUUGAUGGCGACGUUGUCGGUUGAGAGUAAAGCUAAGAUUGAGGAACUGUUAGUGGUGAAAGAAUUCCCUGAAGUUUUUCCUGAUGAAAUUCCUAGUGUGCCGCCAGAGAGGGAAGUUGAAUUUACUAUUGAUCUGGUACCUGGUACUAGGCCUAUUUCGAUGGCACCGUAUAGAAUGUCGGCAUCGGAAUUGUAUGAAUUAAAGAAGCAAUUGGAAGACUUACUUGAGAAGAAGUUUAUAAGACCAAAUGAAGACAUCCAGAAGACAGCGUUCAGAACUCGGUAUGGACAUUAUGAGUAUUCUGUGAUGCCUUUCGGUGUUACUAAUGCGCCGGGAGUAUUUAUGGAAUACAUGAAUCGUAUUUUCCAUACUUAUCUGGAUCAUUUUGUGGUAGUAUUUAUUGAUGAUAUUUUGAUUUACUCUAAGUCCGAAGAAGAGCACAAGGAACAUUUGGGAUUAGUGUUGGAUGUUUUGAAAGAUAAGAAACUUUAUGCGAAGCUGUCCAAGUGUGAGUUUUGGUUAAGAGAAGUCGGUUUUCUCGGACAUGUAAUUUCAGGAAAAGGUAUUGCUGUAGAUCCUUCCAAGGUCGAAGUUGUUUUGCAAUGGGAGACCCCUAAGUCGGCUACCGAAAUUAGAAGCUUUUUGGGAUUAGCUGGAUAUUAUAGAAGGUUUAUUGAAGGAUUUUCUGAGUUAGCACUUCCGUUAACUAAAUUAACUGGUAAAGGUAAAGCUUUCGUGUGGGAUGUUCAUUGCGAAGAAAGUUUUAAUGAAUUAAAAAGGAGGUUGACGUCGGCGCCGGUUUUGACUUUGCCAAAUCCGGAGGAACCGUUUAUAAUCUACUGUGAUGCUUCAUUGAUGGGUUUAGGAGGUGUGCUCAUGCAAAAUAAUAAAGUAAUUGCUUAUGCGUCGCGACAGUUAAGAAUUCAUGAAAAGAACUAUCCUACGCAUGAUCUUGAACUUGCUGCUGUGGUGUUUGUGCUAAAAAUCUGGAGGCAUUACCUUUAUGGUUCCAGAUUUGAAGUUUUCAGCGAUCAUAAAAGUUUAAAGUAUCUAUUUGAUCAGAAAGAGCUAAACAUGAGACAACGUAGGUGGUUAGAAUUGCUUAAGGAUUAUGAUUUCGGGUUGAAUUAUCAUCCAGGAAAAGCAAAUGUUAGGGCUUUGGGAACUAAGCUGAGAUUGAGUUCUGCAUAUCAUCCGCAGACUGAUGGUCAGACUGAGAGG